CUAAAAAACAAACAACUCCUCAAAGAGGAUUUGGUUGCUGGGAUUGCCAUUGCUGAAACUCUUUCAAUGUCUUGCUUCAAUAAGAUCAUUUUCCCAAAAGAGAAGCUUCCUGGGUCGGGUCGGAUUCUCGUUCUUCGUCCUUAGAGAUGAUAGAGUUCUUUGUUCAACAUGGUGUGUGGAUUCUUCAACACAGUGGGCGCUUACGAGGUUAGUUUCUUCUUGUCGUCUCCUUUGGUAAACGUUGAAGAAAGAGAUAAUGUGGAAUAUUGGCUUUAUUUUUCUUGUGGAUUCCAAUGUGCUAUUCUUUUGCUAGCGACUUUUAUUUUCCGAGUCAGACCUUUUGGACCAUUACUUUGGUUGUCUCUUCUUUCCAGGUUGUUAGAGAGACACAUCACCUAGCUGGUAGGUAGGAUCAUAUGACAUGAUUUUCUUGUGCAGCCAAAUAUCAUCACAUGUGAUGAACCAAAUUUGAACUGUCUGAGUCUGAGUUAUGAGGAGUGCAGAACUCAUCUUCAUCCCCACGCCUUUGGUUAGCCAUCUGGUUUCCAUUCUUGAAUUUGCAAGGCGUCUGAUUGAUCAAGAUGAUAGGAUUCGGAUCACCAUACUCUUGAUGAAGCUACAAGGUCAGGCUCCAUUGGAUCCUUAUGCUAGAUCAUUUGCUUCAUCGCUGCCCUGUGUCCAGCUCAUUGACGUGCCCGAGUUAGAGGAGGAACCUGGUCUUGUUACGCAAUCUGUGGAAGCACAUAUGUAUGCGGUUAUUGAGAAAAACAUACCUCUCGUGAGGAAUAUAAUUAUGGAUAUCUUAUCUUCUCGUCCAUCGGAUGGAAUUCAGGUCAAGGGAUUAGUUCUUGAUUUCUUCUGUCUCCCCAUGAUUGGCAUUGCAAGCGAGGUGAGUCUUCCUCCUUACGUGUUCCUAAGUGCGAAUGCCGGGUUCCUAACCUUGAUGCAGUAUCUUCCAGAACGUAAUAGGAAAGAUACCUCGGUGUUUGAGAGAAAUUCUGAAGAAUGGUUGCCCAUACAAGGCUUUGCCAACCCUGUUCCUUUGAAAGUGUUGCCUUCGGGGCUGUUUUGGCAAGAUGGUUAUGAUGUUUCUGUCAAACUAGGUGAGUUGUUCGCAAAGGCUGAGGGUGUUCUAGUGAAUACGUCAAUUGAUAUUGAGCCAUCCCCUAUGAAUCAUUUUCUUCAUGACCCGGGUUAUCCCUCUGUUUAUGCUAUUGGACCCAUCCUUGAUUUGAAGGCCCAUCCUCAUCCAGAUCUGGACCUUGUCCGUCGUGCAGAAGUGAUUGAAUGGCUUGACCGCCAACCCGAGGCUUCUGUUGUGUUCCUUUGCUUUGGUAGCCUGGGAAGAUUGUCAAGUCCUCUAGUGAAAGAAAUAGCACAAGGACUUGAGAAAUGCGGACACAGAUUCCUGUGGUCAUUCCGAACACAACAACCAACGAAUGGGGACCCUGAUAGUCUUCUUCCUGAGGGAUUCCUCGACAGUGUCAGCGGAAGAGGAAUGAUAUGCGGUUGGGCCCCACAGGUGGAAAUAUUGGCCCACAAGGCAAUUGGAGGUUUCGUCUCUCACUGUGGGUGGACUUCGAUACUUGAGAGCUUGUGGUUUGGUGUGCCAAUUGUGACUUGGCCUAUGUAUGCUGAGCAACAGCUAAAUGCCUUCAUGAUGGUGAAGGAACUGGGCCUUGCAGUGGAGUUGAGGCUGGAUUACAGGGUGCGUAGCGGUGAAAUUGUAAUGGCAAACGAGCUAGAGACCGCUAUUCGAUGUUUGAUGGAGAAGAGUAAUGUGGUGAGGGAGAAGGUGAAGGAGAUAUCAGCAUUGGCAAGGAAAGCUGUGAUGAAUGGUGGAUCUUCCUCUGUUGCAAUUGAAAAAUUCAUCCAGGACGUAGUAGGAAGCAGGUCUUAGCUUUUAUGAAUUGUGAUAAGCUUUAAUCAAUCUUUUCUUUCCAUCAUAUUGUGAAGCUAAGGUUAAUGAUAUCUUCCGUAUAACAUGCGGUGGAUUCCCGAAAGUCGAACCCUCUUCUUUGAAUGUCAUGCUAGACUUCUACUCUAUUUCAGUGAUUGCUUGAUAUUA
Messenger RNA from Tarenaya hassleriana, 2068 nucleotides. RefSeq names its product UDP-glycosyltransferase 71D2. The coding region runs from base 491 to 1900 and encodes 469 amino acids. Gene Ontology annotation, molecular function: UDP-glycosyltransferase activity. NCBI's taxonomy places the organism in Eukaryota, Viridiplantae, Streptophyta, Magnoliopsida, Brassicales, Cleomaceae. The transcript has 2 exons. The record is from RefSeq and is a predicted model, not a curated record.